AUGCAGCGUGCAGCCCCCUCUAGUGGACCAGCAGAUUCCACGGUCUUGAUGUUGCCAGCCACAGGGCCCACAGACGCAGCCGGCAACCAGCAGCUUCACCUUCACUAUUGGCCUUUUGCCACUAGUGACCUGUACAAUUGGAAAACUCAGAAUGCUAAAUUUUCAGACAAUCCCAGAGAUUUAACUGACCUCCUAGAGACUAUUUUGUUUACUCACCAGCCUAUCUGGGACGAUUGUCAACAGCUCCUCCAAAUUUUAUUCACUACUGAGGAACGUGAGAGAAUCCAGAUGGAAGCCCAGAAAUCUGUCUUGGGGGAUAACGGGCAGCCCACUACUAAUAUAGAUGUGAUUAAUGCUACCUUCCCUCUGACCCGUCCUAACUGGGACUACAACACGGCUGAAGGUAAGGAGAGACUCCGGGUGUACCACCAGACUCUAAUGGGAGGUCUCAGGGCAGCCGCAAGGAAGCCCACCAAUUUGGCUAAGGUAGGUGAUGUACAGCAAGGGAGGGAUGAAAGUCCGGCUGCUUUCUUAGAAAGAUUAAUGGACACAUUUCGUCAAUAUACCCCCAUGAAUCCAGAAGCACCUGAAACUAAGGCCACACUAAUCAUGGCCUUCGUAAAUCAAGCAGCCACAGACAUUAGGAGAAAAUUACAGAAAAUUGACAGACUAAAUGAAAAAAGUAUUCAGGAUUUAAUGUUAGUUGCAGAGAGAGUUUAUAACCAUAGGGAAAGUCCAGAGGACCGACAGGCCAAGGCACUAGCGGCAGCCAGUGACCGGAACACCCGGAACCUUGCAAAAAUCUUGCUCGCCUCAACAACCGGAAGUGCCAAAGAGAGAGAACAGCAACUACAAAAAAUUGCAAAAUACAAAGACACCAGGGCGCAACAUUCAAUCUUACUUAAACCUCAAGGGAAAUUGUCUAAUAAAACCUCCUGGGUUCAAGGAGCCACAGGAACAAAACAAUAUUCAUGGACUACCCGAAGAACAGUAGAUCUCGGUGUGGGACGAGUAUCCCACUUGUUCAUGGUAAUUCCAGAGUGCCCUUAUCCACUUCUCGGGAGAGAUAAACUGACCAAAAUAGGGGCACAAAUCCACUUUCAAAAAGGAGGGGCAACCGUUAUGGACAGUAAGGGCCAGCCUAUUCACGUGUUAACUGUGAAUCUGGAAGAUGAAUAUAGGCUCCACCAGCAACCCCCUCCUCCCCCGUCUGAAGACAUAAAACAGUGGCUAUUAGCUUUUCCCAAAGCAUGGGCUGAAACUGGAGGUGUAGGGUUAGCAAAACCUAGACCACCAAUUUAUGUACAAACUAAACCUGGAACGGACCCAGUCAGAGUCUGACAGUACCCUAUGUCACGAGAAGCCCGAGAAGGUAUAACUCCUCACAUCCGGUGCCUAUUAAAACUAGGAAUACUCCGACCCUGUCAGUCUGCGUGGAACACUCCUCUACUCCCUGUUCGGAAACCUCACUCCAAUGACUACAGACCGGUGCAAGACCUCCGAGAGGUCAAUAAACGGGUCAUAGACAUUCAUCCUACUGUUCCUAACCCAUACGCCCUCCUUAGUUCUUUACCCCCGGAUCACCAGUGGUACUCAGUCUUAGACCUUAAAGACACUUUUUUCAGCCUACCACUGGCCCCAAAAAGCCAGGACCUGUUUGCCUUUGAAUGGACUGACCCGACAGAAGGCAUUAGCGGACAACUGACCUGGACUAGGUUACCGCAAGGGCUCAAAAUUUCACCCACGAUCUUCGAUGAAGCGCUGCACGAAGACCUGGGUAAGUUCCAAUUCCACCACCCCGGUCUCACACUAUUACAAUAUGUAGAUGAUCUCCUAGUUGCUGCAGCAGACUACGAGACCAGCCUCCAAGGAACCAGAGACCUGCUCCAAACACUAGGAGAUGGGGUACCGAGCCUCAGCCAAAAAGGUUCAACUUUGCCAGUCCGAGCUCAAGCGCACGGAAUCCAAGCUGACCUACAAGACACCCCUUUACCAGAUGCCGAUGUUACCCGGUAUAUGGAUGGGAGCAGCUUUGUGCGUGAUGGACAAAUGUAUGCGGGGGCAGCAGUGGUGAUGGAAACUACAAAAAUUGGGCUGAGCCGUUAUCGGCCGGAACAUCAGCCCAACGAGCUGAACUAA
Molecule: messenger RNA, 2139 nt
Organism: Orycteropus afer afer
Lineage: Eukaryota; Metazoa; Chordata; Mammalia; Tubulidentata; Orycteropodidae
Source: RefSeq, a predicted model, not a curated record